AUGAUUAGAUGGGUCAUUCUUGGUCUUGUAAGCAAUACUGGCCAUGAUCAUUUCUUGAAGGGUAUUGAGAAUGUGGUACUAGGUCUUGCCAUCUAUGUUCCAUUCAUAAAUGUUGACACCAUGGUAAGCAGCUUGGGAGAACUGUCCUCUUUCUUCGAUCUGGAGAUCUGGGAAAAUUUAUCCAGCAUAGACACUAAUAAUGAUAAUCAGUGGUUCUUUUUCUGUCAUCUGGAUCGGAAGUCUGCGAAUGGACAGAGGCUGAACAGACUAACGAAGCAGGGAUACCGGAAAUCAACAGGUAAGGAUCGGAAGAUCAAGUCCGGUAACAGAGAAAUUGGUUUGUGGAUAGUUCGAUGUUCCUUUGUCCUCUGUCGUCUUUUUAAGAAGCAUGAUGAGAAGCAAGAUGAUGUCACUGAAGGUUCAAACUGUGUUGAAGUUGAAGAGAGUGUUGUUCCUUCUCCUGCCACAGUUACUGCUCAAGAUACACAAUUGGAGGCAGCAACCCCUGUGAUGACUGAUGAGAGCGCAAGCUGA
Molecule: messenger RNA, 534 nt
Organism: Cornus florida
Lineage: Eukaryota; Viridiplantae; Streptophyta; Magnoliopsida; Cornales; Cornaceae
Product: NAC domain-containing protein 62-like
Exons: 4
Coding region: 1-534 (177 amino acids)
Biological process (GO): regulation of DNA-templated transcription
Molecular function (GO): DNA binding
Source: RefSeq, a predicted model, not a curated record